CAGGCUCUUUUCAGGACUUUUGUUGGACAUUUUCAGGACAAUAAAAAUAGCCAUGGAAAGCUUCAUAAAGUUAUUUCUUCUUACAGGUCAGUGUUUCUCCAAACACACAUUAAGUCUUCUCAGUUUUGUUGGAUUGGUCUUUUCUAAUGCAGAUUAAAAAAUCACAUUCUGGUAACAUUUACAACUCAUUUCUUUUUGUUUAUUUCCCUUCUCUGUAGGAGCAUGUUCUCUGUUUCUGUGUGUGUGUCCGUAUCAAUACAGAUUAUUUCAAAGCCCAAAAACCUGGGCCGACGCUCAGAGCUACUGCAGAGAGAAAUGUGUUGACCUGGCCACCAUGGAGGACCUGGACGAGAUGAAUAUAGCUCUUAAAACUGUGGGAGAUAACUACACCGAUGCUGUAUGGAUUGGGUUGUGGAGAGGCAGAACCUGGAAGUGGUACUGGUCUCUGGCAUACAACAAUUUAUACAAGGAGGGAGAAAGAAACUAUAUGAUAUUAAAAUCUUCAGGUGGUGAUAACUGUGCAGUUUACAGAAAUGGGCUAGUUCAAAGCGCUUGUACGUACAAGAUCCCUUUUGUCUGCUUUGACAGAACAAGACAAGGAGCAGAUCAGUACAUCCUCUCGAAUGAGCAACUGGCUUGGACUGAAGCUCGGGACGUCUGCAGAACAAACUUCACAGACCUGGUCAGUUUAAGGAACGAUGCAGAACAUCAGAUGGUCCAGGAAUUAACCAGUGGACAGACAGUGUAUCUGGGUCUCUUUAAAGACCCCUGGGUGUGGUCAGACAUGAGUGACUCCUCACUGAGGUACUGGAAGAAAAGCCAACCAGUCAACGUUGGAGGUACUGACAACUGUGUUGCAAUGUUGAAGAUGGAAUCUGGUCGAUGGGGAAACAGGAACUGCAACGAAACACACCCAUUCCUCUGCAAAUGCAGUGAGUAAAGAUUUUAGCCAGUUCAACCUUUACGUUCAUCAUGAAAUGAUGAUUCACUUACAGACAAAACAAUGUUUUUCUUGGUUGUUUUUGUUUGUUUUUUCGUCACGAUAGAAACCAAGCAGUUCAUCAAACUGAGGAUCAGCACACAAGCCCCAAUGUUGGCUCUAAAUGACCCUGCAGUGCAAAACAGCAUCCUGGAGCAGAUAAGGUUCAAGCUGAAUCAGACCGGAGCUGAUGCCGUCCAGCUGCUCUGGAGAAGCACUUCUGAUGGAAAAGUUUUCAUCAAGGACUCUGUUGGAAAUAGACCAUAGGAAGAAAAUAUGAUGAUUUGAGCACCAGCUAAAUGUAAACAUUUAAUUAUUAGAGAGUAUAUUUUGUAUAAAAGAAUAGACUUCAAAACAUAGAUAGUGAUGUUUUUGUUCAACAGAAUGCAUGAAUAAAUUCUGAAUUAAAUGUGUUUUGUGAUGCUAGAAUAAUGUAAUUUUACUCACUGCUCGAUAUUUAGGAAUCUACAAUUAUAGACCUAAUAUACAGUAUAUGCUUUAAAAGCACUCUUUAUGCACUGUUAUUGUGUAAUUAUUGUUUUGCUGUUUGUUUUGUGUGCAGCACUUUGUACAGCAAUUGUCAUUAAAUGUUCUAUUCAAAUAAAUGUGAUUUGAUUUGG
This is a messenger RNA of Austrofundulus limnaeus, 1599 nucleotides long. Its product is annotated as C-type lectin BML-2-like. The transcript is spliced from 3 exons. The record is from RefSeq and is a predicted model, not a curated record. Bases 335 to 940 code for a protein of 201 amino acids. Lineage: Eukaryota; Metazoa; Chordata; Actinopteri; Cyprinodontiformes; Rivulidae.